Oncorhynchus keta (chum salmon) is the source of this 552-nucleotide messenger RNA. It is a transcript of the gene sdsl, whose product is annotated as serine dehydratase-like. Lineage: Eukaryota; Metazoa; Chordata; Actinopteri; Salmoniformes; Salmonidae. Gene Ontology annotation, molecular function: threonine deaminase activity; L-serine ammonia-lyase activity. The record is from RefSeq and is a predicted model, not a curated record. Gene Ontology annotation, biological process: L-threonine catabolic process; L-serine catabolic process.
AUGUUUGGGAUGUUCUGGAUCGACGUGUGUGGGAUGAUGCUGAUGCUGAUGCUGAGGCGUCUGACCCAGACUGAUGCCCUGACCUAUUGUAUGUUCCACCCUUUGACCAUCCUCUGCUCUGUGGGCUGGGGCAGUGAGCACAUCAUCUGGGAAGCUGAGGGAGCAGACUGUUUUAACGCAGCAGAAUUAAAGGCUGCCAGGAUGGUCACCCUCCCUGACAUCACGUCAGAGGCCAAGUGUCUGAGUUUGAAGACGGUGUGAAGGCAGGCCUUUGAGUGCAGUAAGGGGGGAAACAUGAACAUCAUAUCAGAGCUGGUCACUGAGCAGCAGGCUCUGCAAGCAGUGGACACCUUCCUGGACGAGGAGCGUGUGCUGGUGGAGCUGGCCUGCGGGGCUGCAUUAGCAGCUGUGUACUGUGGGGUCAUCCAGAGUCUGCAGGGUGAGGGCCGGCUGCCCGUUCCCCUAGCAGGGCCCCUGGUGAUGAUCGUCUGUGGAGGCAGCAGCGUCAAUCAGGCACAGCUGGAACAUCUCAGGAAGGUCCUCAAUAGAUGA